AAAAUGGCGGCGGUUUCUGUCAGUAUGGAAUGAAACUUUCUUAUUUUUAUCAAAUAUUUUCGCCUUUUCCUCACAAACUUCCAGCUGUGAUCGCUCGUUUAGCGAAGUAAGGAUUUUGCGAAGGCAUUGACAUCCACCACAGCCGCUUAAGACCGAGCUGUGAGAUUGUUUUACCCGCUUUUUGUCGCCUAUUCGCUGGGCUUCCCCCGAAGAAGUUGACGCUGGCUAGAGUGCCUGACAUUGCGAUCAUUCCGAGUGUUUUUGUCAGCGAAUUUGCUUUAUAUGGACUCGUCAGCCGGGGCAGGUCGUAGCUUCCGUGGGAGAAAUAAGUAGGUGGUGUUGGAUGUCACCACCAGAAAGGAUUGCGCUUAGUUUGGUUUGCUAGCAUCGUCCAUCCUGGCAAAUCAAAUGGAAAAGCUCCAGGAUUUGAGCCAAUCAGAGCUCCAGGAGCUGCUGGAUAACGCUGAGAGGGUGGAGGCCAUGGCGCUGGAGUCUGAUGAGAUUCAGAACAUCCAGCUGGAGAGGGAGAUGGCUCUGGCCGCUAACAGAAGUCUGGCUGAACAGAACCUGGACCGAAAGCCGUACCUGGAGUCACAGAAGGAGGAGCUAGUGAGCCGAUAUCUGCAGUUGGAGGCAGUGCAACAGAAGUACAGAGAGCACUGCGCACAGAAAGAUGGAAUGGCGGGUCAGGUGUCUCCAGAGGCCUUGUUUAACAGACUUCAGGUGGAGAGCUCCAAAACAGAGGAGGAAUCAGAGUCCUUGGCAGAUGAGUUUCUGGAGGGCUCAUUGGCACUGGAUUCCUUCUUGGACCGCUUCCUGUCUUUGCGCUCCCUUGCUCACAAACGCCGCGUGCGGAUAGAAAAACUCCAGGAAGUGCUCCGCCAGAGAAACUCCGCCUCCUCCACAGCAACCGACAAGCCUGAUCCCGCCCCAUCCAGCUCCACACACUCCACCACCUCCAACAACUUGCCCCUCCCCAAACAACCUGUCCCUGCUCCAGCUUUAUCCCCGAGCGGCCUCCCUUACUCCCCUUAUCCUGUCUCCCCUCCCAACCCCACCUCCGUACCCGCCGUAGCUGCAGCGUCUGGCCCAUCCAACCCUCCAGCGCAGUUUCCACCAUACCCCAGCGCUGGCUCAUCAUUUACACCAGCGGCAGGCUACACUGGUGGGCCACCCCGACCAGCGUUUGGGCCCCUCCCUCCUCCUCAGCCUUCGCAGUCUGGGGGUGGUUGUCCAUAUCCCACCCAGCCGUCUGCGUUCACGGGCCCACAUCCAGGCUCUGCGUUCGGGCAGUAUACCCCCAGUAAUGCCCCUGCGCCUUAUCCAGCGUCUUACUCCUACGGUGGGUAUAGUUAUCCAGCCGGGCCGGCCUACAACAACACCCAGUCCCCCACAGGAAGACCCAUGUACAGACCAGGAUAUGGAGUACCACAGCCCUACUCCUGAAAAUUAAAAAGCACUACUCUUUUCUCUGUCUCAGAAUCUUAAAUAUUUUGCCCCUGCACUGCAAAAAAUAAAUAUCAAAAAAUGUAAAUGAUUUCAAUUCACAAUCUU
This is a messenger RNA of Periophthalmus magnuspinnatus, 1554 nucleotides long. It is a transcript of the gene vps37c, whose product is annotated as VPS37C subunit of ESCRT-I. Gene Ontology annotation, cellular component: ESCRT I complex. Gene Ontology annotation, biological process: ubiquitin-dependent protein catabolic process via the multivesicular body sorting pathway; protein targeting to membrane; protein targeting to vacuole. The transcript is spliced from 6 exons. NCBI's taxonomy places the organism in Eukaryota, Metazoa, Chordata, Actinopteri, Gobiiformes, Gobiidae. The coding region runs from base 409 to 1446 and encodes 345 amino acids. The record is from RefSeq and is a predicted model, not a curated record.